CUAAAGGAAACUAAACUGGAGAAAGCAAAAGAUGCUUCCGUGGAGUGGAUCUGGGACUGCGUGAUCUUCCCAAGGCCAAGAGAGCGCUGUGAGUUACAACAAGAGCCUCAGGAUCUGUGUCCAUUGUCUCAUCUGUCCCCGGGAAGUUAUUCCUGCUUGCAGCCACCCCAUUGAAGAAAUGGAUGUGGAUCAAUUGGACCUGAAUCCCAGAAUUACUGCUGCAGUUAAGAAAGCCAAACUGAAAUCAGUUAAGGAGGUUCUGCACUUUUCUGGACCAGACUUGCAGAGACUGACCCACCUCUCCCGCCCCGACAUCCAGCACUUGUUGAGAAUGGCCUCCUUACACCUGCGGGGAAGCAGUGUCCUCACAGCACUGCACCUGCACCAGCAGAAGGAGCGGUUCCCAGCGCAGCACCAGCGCCUGAGCCUCGGCUGCCCUGUGCUGGACGGGUUCCUGAGGGGUGGCCUGCCCCUGGAGGGUGUCACCGAGCUGACUGGCCGCAGCGCGGCAGGGAAGACCCAAUUGGCGCUGCAGCUCUGCCUGGCCGUGCAGCUCCCGCAGCAGCACGGAGGCCUGGAGGCCGGGGCUGUGUACGUCUGCACAGAAGACGUCUUCCCAAGCAAGCGACUGCAGCAGCUCAUCGCUCAGCAGCAGCGGCUGCGUGCAGAUGUCCCAGGGAAGGUGCUCGGGAAGAUCAGAUUUGGCGACCAGAUCUUCAUUGAGCACGUGGCUGAUGUGGACACCUUGUUGGAGUGUGUGAGUAAAAAGGUCUCCAUCUUGCUGUCGCGGGGCAUGGCCCGCUUGGUGGUCAUCGACUCGGUGGCAGCCCCAUUCCGCUGUGAAUUUGAGGGCCAGGCCUCAGCCCCCAGGGCCAGGCUUCUGCAGUUGCUGGGAGGCGAGCUACGCCGGCUGAGCAGCGCCUUCCGGAGUCCCGUGCUGUGUAUCAACCAGGUGACGGAGGCCGUGGAGGAGCGGGAGGUGGCACCUGGGCCGCCAGGCUUCUGCAAUGAGCGCGUCUCUCCAGCUCUUGGCAUAACCUGGGCCAACCAGCUCUUGAUGAGACUGAUGGUCGACCGGCGCCGUGAGGAGGCCAUGGCCGGCCACCCCACCCGGACCCUGCGCGUGCUCUUCGCCCCUCACCUGCCCCCCUCCUCCUGCUCCUACACGGUCAACGAGGAAGGGGUGCGAGGGAUGCCUGGGACUGUCCCGCUGAUGUGACAGCUGCAGAAAAGCCCGAGCAUGUCCUAAAACUCCAUCUACAGGGACCAAGCACAGCUUCUUAAUUAGAGUUUCUUGAGGUCUCUGUGGCCAUCAGCUGCACUUUCUCAACCAAAGGUAGUUUAGUGACCAUGGACCUGACCCUCCCCACCAGAGACUGGGGACUGUGGGCUUGUCUCCUGCUGUUGCUGUUUGGGCACGCCCAGCUGGGUGGGCCUGGCGUUGCUGCCGUGCUGCUGGGCUGGUCCUCAGAGGACAGAUGGGUCACCAGGGCCGGCUGUUUUGGGGGGUGGGGGGGUCCGCACAGUGACUCCCUAGGAGCAGCCCCCGCAACCCACGCCCUGCUUCCCUCCUAACGCCACGGGGCAUCAGGGUCCACAGCCUCCCCUGGGCCCCAGGCCACAGAUUCCCCCACCCCGGGACCCUGCCCAAAGGGGCCUCCCAGCAGGUUGGUCCUCAGCCCCCCCCCCUCAAAGUCCCACCCAGACACACUCCACCCCCUAAAGCCUUGGUUUGGUGCAGGGUGGAGGAAACACAUCAGGCCAUGGGGGUACAGAGACUUUGAGGGUAGGAGACAGGGCUAACUUGACUGUGUCAUUGCUUCUGCCACCACCAUGGCCUGACGAAGGGGCAUAGAAGCUUUGGGGCUGCUUGUGAAAGUACAUCAGUCUGUUAGGAGCACAGCUGAGGGCAAAGGGAAAUUUUAUUUUAAAGUGGAGGCAGCAUCCCUGUGUGUCCUCGGGACCUACCCCACACCUGGCCUCAGUGGUUGUCAGCAAUAGCAGCAUAGCCCUAGACAUGGCAGGACACCUGCACAGACUCACCACACACUGUGGCCCGGCCUUAAUUCCAGAUAGAAAGCAGUACCUCCUGGCAGCACAGGCUCCAGGACCUGACCAUCUGAUCAUCGAGACACGCAGCCUCUGCAUGGGCAAAGCUGUGACCACUCCAACCCCCGUCAUACCCAGCCUGUGUGUCCACAUGCCGCUUGGCGGAGCAGGGCUCAAUAAUAAAUGUACUAAAAUGGAUGCACUGGUAGCGUUGGGACCACUUCUCUAAUGAGCUGCUGUUUGCCAGGCGCUGCUCUAAGUAAUAUAUGCAUGUUCAUUUACGUUUUUGUCACACCUCAGAGAUGGUUACUGUUACUAUUCCUGCUUUCAGGUAGGGAAACUGAGGUACAGAACAGUCAGGCAACUUGACUGUUCUCUCAGAGCCCUGAGCCAGACAUUGUCCCCCCCACAGACGAGGAGCUGAGGCCCUGCCCCGUGUCAGCCUGGGGGUGGGGGUUGUUGGGGGGUAGGAUCUGUAAAACCCUGUAAUUGUGCAGACUUUUUCUGUUUUUGCAUUUUUCUAGGGCAGGAUAACCGAUUUAUAACUUUCAUCGGAUUUUCAAAGCAGUCUAUGACCAUAAAAGCAUAAAGAACUGCUAGCAUAAACUUAAGAAAGAUACCUUGGGGUUGGACUUUUGCAAAACAGCCUUUCUGCAAAAGUGCAGGCACUUUACAACAGGAAAUAAAAUAUUUUAUUUUUGUGAUUAAAUAUAAACAAUUCCACAUGAUUUUCUAGACAAGUCAAACCAACAAUUAGAAAAUACAACUAUAGCUCCAAGGUGGAGGCGCACAUAACAGAAGACACACAGGCGGGACCACCCCCCGUGAGCUCAGCCCGCCUCACCCAUCCCGAGGUGCCCCCCACCACAGAGCCCACGUGCCCAAGGAGGGGCCACCCUCCAGGCUGUCCCAGGACCACUGACCACUCCCUUAGGAGCCAGAGCAGGAGGAACCUCGAGUAGGUACACAGCCCAUCCCCGGGGAGCCCCUGACCCUGCCUGGGGCCUCAGCCUCUCACUGAAGACCCUCCCGCAGGGACUAAUUACGGAGCCCUCGCAGAUCUGCAACCCCUAAAGGUUACUUCCUCACCGUUUUAUAAAAUACUUUAAAACACUUAAGGUCUUCCCCACAAUGUUGGGGAACUAACUGUAAACAAAACACAUGUCUCUGUGUCUGGGCCCUAAGACUGCUGGCCCAGUUCUCUGCACGGUGUUGUCCACCCCAGCAAGACCUGGGAGCUGGCUUAGCCCUGCCUUUGGUCAGUGCUAUUAAGUGCCAGUCCCAGUUUUUGCAAAUCUGAUUACACAGUGCUCAAAAUUAAGUGCAGAUGUAGCAGAUACUAGUUUCAUAUAUGAAACGUGCCUUCCAGUGGAAUUCCAUGAAGUUAUGACAAUGGAAAAUCUGCUCUAUAAACUGUAAACAUGUAUCCUUAGCAAUAUUUAACACAGUGAAUUUCUAACCACAUCACACUCCUGGCGGCUUUCUGAGCAAACACAUGGCGGGAACUCUCAGCUCCCAGGAGACAGCUGACCGACCCUGCAGUGCUGUAAACACCAGGGAAUGAGCACCUCCCUGGGGCGUGUCCCGGACCUCCCUGGAGGCCUGGCUUCUGCCUCAGCUGCACCCAUGACCCACAAGCUUUCCUGUGACAUCCAGCCUCGGACAUGGACUUUCCUGUGGAACAGUCACUGGAGAUGGGCACUGCUGCUGCAGGGAGCGAUGCCAGCUCUCAACUGCCUGUCCGCCACUGGUCAGGGCAACUAAAUUUUAAGUUACGUUUGACAGAAACCAGGAAGAAACAAGCACUGGCUCUCACUUGGGGUCUCCCUUCUAGAAGGAAAGUGCUGAGAAGAGGGUGGCCAGCCAGGCCCACUGCUUCUCUCUUCAGAAUGUUCAAUUCAGACCACCCUGCUGGAAGCAGGUGACGGGCUGCUUGGUUUACAUUCUUACGCAAGUUCACAGACCAGAAGCUGCCGAUGCCCAGUGAGCUCUCCCUCUCAGAAACACGAAGUUUCCUACACGGCCUGGCUUCAUGCAGGCCUCUCGUUCUCUUACCCCAACAACCACAACCUCAGCAGCACCAGGCCCGCGGGCUCGAAGCCAGGCCCAGUUCAACAGUGGCCACCGGCACAGCCCUGUCUGUCCCCAUCAGUCUGGGAGCUGAAAUUCAAUCCCACAUUCAGCCCCAUGGUUAUUCUUUCUUAAAUGCCCUUUGUCUUUCCAAAGAGAACUGUCACUACGGGAAACCGUCCGGGUUUCAAACACACUGCCUCCACUUCCCAGAGGAGAGAAGAAACUCCAGCUGCAGUGGAGGGAGGGAGACUGGGCAGCUCCUCGGUCCCUCUCCACGUAUGAGGUGCCAAACGGACACGGCAAGGUGGCAUUUGGAAAUAAGUUCCUGACCAUCAGAAGCUGCAAAUUUUAACUGGAGUCAGGAGGCUCAGAAAAGGAGUAGGGACAAGGUGACCGCUCAGGAGACGGAGACAGCUCCGUGGGGCAGCCGUGAGGCCAGGCACUCGCUGGUGACUAUCUCAAAGGGGACAAAUGCCUUUCCACAAACACAGCAGUCUGUGACGUGAGACAAUAUUCAACAGUAUGAAACUUCUAAAGGUAUUUUCAAGUCUAGCCUCACUGCGACAAGCCCUGGCCACUGCCAUCUCAUGCCCUCAGCCCAGGUCUCCGCUUGGCCUGGAACACCAGGCAGGGGCAGCCGUGGCCCCUUGGCCAGCGCCACUCACAAGCAAAAGCUGCAAGAUAGCUGGAAGCAAAUGAAAACAAGUGCCCUUGCUGUGACACCGCCUACAUUGCCCAAUUAAAAUAAAUUACAAUCAAAACCUGA
Molecule: messenger RNA, 4888 nt
Organism: Galeopterus variegatus (Sunda flying lemur)
Lineage: Eukaryota; Metazoa; Chordata; Mammalia; Dermoptera; Cynocephalidae
Gene: XRCC3
Product: X-ray repair complementing defective repair in Chinese hamster cells 3
Exons: 9
Coding region: 179-1219 (346 amino acids)
Biological process (GO): double-strand break repair via synthesis-dependent strand annealing; resolution of mitotic recombination intermediates; t-circle formation
Cellular component (GO): replication fork; Rad51C-XRCC3 complex
Molecular function (GO): ATP-dependent DNA damage sensor activity; four-way junction DNA binding; ATP binding
Source: RefSeq, a predicted model, not a curated record